AUGCCCCUGGACCCCCUCGCCUCGCCGCCCUCAACUCACCAACACUUGGCACCCCCCCAACUCACCUCACCAUUCCUGCCCGAGUCCCUCGCCCCACCCUGGACCCCUGGACCCCCCCCCGACAUCACCAUCACCCCUGGACCCCCCCGACAUACACCAUCGCCUUCGCCCCCUGGACCAUCACCAUCGCCCGACCAUCACCAUCACCAUCACCCCCCUGGACCCGCCCCGCCAUCACCAUCACCAUCACCCCCUGGACCCGCCCGACAUCACCAUCACCCCCUGGACCCGCCCCCUGGACCCGCCCGACAUCACCAUCACCAUCACCCCCUGGACCCGCCCGACAUCACCAUCACCAUCACCCCCUGGACCCGCCCGACAUCACCAUCACCAUCGCCCCCCUGGACCCGCCCGACAUCACCAUCACCAUCUCCCCCUGGACCCGCCCGACAUCACCAUCGCCCCCUGGACUCGCCCGACAUCACCAUCACCAUCGCCCCCUGGACCCGCCCGACAUCAUCACCAUCUCCCCCUGGACCCGCCCGACAUCACCAUCACCAUCACCAUCACCAUCACGCCCGACAUCACCAUCGCCACACCAUGCCAUCACCAUCACCAUCCACCCACCGGGACCCGCACGACAUCGCCCGACUAAACCGCCACUGGACCCGACCAUCGGGCCCGGUGACCCUUGACCCGCGCCACUGGACACCACCAUCGGGCCCGGUGACCCUUGACCCGCGCCACUGGACACCGACCAUCGGGCCCGGUGACCCUUGA
Molecule: messenger RNA, 780 nt
Organism: Leucoraja erinaceus (little skate)
Lineage: Eukaryota; Metazoa; Chordata; Chondrichthyes; Rajiformes; Rajidae
Exons: 1
Coding region: 1-780 (259 amino acids)
Source: RefSeq, a predicted model, not a curated record